AUGCAAGGUAGAUCAAAUACUGGUGGAGGUAGCAGACCAUUCUCUACUACAAAUCCAUUUAGAACAGCCGCUGCUGAUCCGAGCUUGAACCAAUACAAGGCCGAUCAACAAUUUCAAGACUGGGCAGCUUCUCAACUUGGUAACUCCACACAUUCAAGUUUCUCUGGAUCAUAUAAUAUUGAUGACGAUUUCAACGGUAUUGGAAGAGGUCAAACUUCACCAUCGAGAAGUGGGCACCUGUCUCCUCGAGUUUUAAAACAACCUUCAACUAACCCAUUCUUAGAUGAUUUAGAAUCAAUCCCAGAUAGUCCACCUAUUGGCAGAAACACACAACGUCAACAACAAGCUCCACCACCACCCCCACCACCAUCACAAUCUGUUUCUAAAAAUAACUUUUCCACUUCAACUGAAGAAAAAGAAAGAUUAAGACAAAGAUAUCUAACUGAAGAAAGAACAAUACCCUCUUCCAACCCCACAAUACCCCCACCACCUUCCUACGAGGAAGCAGCAGGACGUCAGAAAGCAAAAGAUAACAUUUACCCACAAGAAAAAUCCAGCUCUGACCGCUCCCACCGUUCACAUCGCUCACACAGUCAUCAUCAUCGCGACCGUGAACAUGAACGUGGCACUACAGAUCGUAAGAAAUCAACCUCACAAUCAAAGAAAGAAAAACGUAAAAGUAAAAUGCCCAAAAAUGUAGACACCAUCGAUAAAAUGGACGUCACUGCCUUAUUCGGUGGAUCAUUCCAUCAUGACGGACCAUUCGAUGCAUGUACUCCACAUAGAAACAAAAACAACAAAGCAGCUCCUGUAAUGGCUUUCCCCGUUGAUGGACCUAAUAGUACCAUUGGUGGUGCGUCUUCUAAACAAUCUGCUAUGGAUGAAGUGUUUGGAAGAGACGAUGUGGAUGAUGAUAAUGAUUUGUAUAAGUUAAAAGGUGGGAACUCCACAAAGGACGCUAUUAGAACCAAUAUUGGAGAUUUUAAACAAAUGGAUGCCAAGAAUAAAGCAACUUUGGUUCAUGGACCUAUUACGGGUGCUUUAGGCUCCACUACGUUCUUAGAUGGUGCUCCCGUAGAUGGCGGAUACUCGGAUAAUGCCGGAUUACAAAGAAAUAAAUCUAUUUCUUAUAGGAUGCGCGAUAGUAAUAAUAAUAAUAAAACAAGUAAUGGUAAUUUGCGUAGAAAUAUGACAACUAAUACUCAUAGUUCAAGCAGGUAUAACAGUGAUCUGAAUUAUAGUAAUAGUAAUAAUAAUACGAGCAGGUUCAAUGGUGGUGGUGGCGCUGCUACUAGAAAUAUGAGAACAACCGGUAAUGUACCAAGAAUAACAAGAACUCAAAGUGACAAUGCUGAUAUGGGCAGCGUGAUAGGGAACCAAGAUGAUAACGAAGACGUAUAUCUUGGUGUUCGUUUUGAUCCAAGCGCUAAAAAGAAAUCAACAGGUUCAAAACUAUUGAGUAGAGUGAAAAGUUUAAAAGUGGGUAGAAAAUAG
Messenger RNA from Naumovozyma dairenensis CBS 421, 1494 nucleotides. RefSeq names its product Pal1p (gene PAL1). The coding region runs from base 1 to 1494 and encodes 497 amino acids. Gene Ontology annotation, cellular component: cytoplasm. The record is from RefSeq and is a predicted model, not a curated record. NCBI's taxonomy places the organism in Eukaryota, Fungi, Ascomycota, Saccharomycetes, Saccharomycetales, Saccharomycetaceae. The transcript has a single exon.